CAUGGAGACCUGAUUUUGGUCCCUACAAAGCAAGGUCUCUAUGAGCGUGGAUUUCAGUCCCCAUAUUGUCCUAAAAACCCGCGCACACACCACGUGACUUUGACAAAGGCUUUUUCUCUCGCUUUUAUUUUGAAACUGCUCAAUUCCGGAAAUGACAGCAGUCUCGGCGAAAACCACCGACCCAGAUGUGUUUUCACCGAAAGUUUCACUUGUUUGUAUUAUGGCUCGGUUAGAUUAUAUUUGUUUAAAUGCGUAUUUUAUAUCUCCGUCAAUAUAGAGAAAAGGGAGGAUAAACAACGAGAAAUCUGCACCGAGCCCGCUGUGUGGAGCCGCUGUUGUCUUCACGUGAUUCUGGCUUAAGGAUUUGUUUGGUCGUCUGCACGGACUAUGAAGAUGUGACGAUGGGGCGGGCCUCUCUGGGACAUUGGCCCUGAGGUGUUUCACCAUGCACAUAGCCUCAGUGGGCAUCAACAAAUUGUGUUUUUGCCUUGCUCUGGCUUUCAGUGGGUUGCUGCUUCUCCUACCCUGCCUUAGUUCCCCCUGCCCAACCGCUGGUUUCUGCCCAAGCCCAAAAGCCAGCUCAGGCCUGCUCCAAAUGGUACACACAGGAGCCUCAGCCACAUUCCAGCUGACUCCGUCUACUGGCCACACCAGACACAACCGCUGGAUUAUAGAGGAUGUUUUUAUUGCUGUGAAAACUACAAGGAAGUAUCAUAAAUCCAGACUGGAACUUUUAUCCAGAACCUGGGUUUCCAAGGCUAAACGGCAGACAUACAUCUUCACUGAUGGGGAGGACAAGGAUCUGCAGUUGAGGACAGGUAUAAUCUUAAUCAACACAAACUGCUCUGCAGCUCACACAGCGACAGGCUCUUGUUGCAAGAUGUCAGUGGAGUACGACAAGUUCAUUGAGUCACAGAAAAAGUGGUUCUGCCAUGUAGAUGAUGACAACUAUGUACUGCUGCCCAGCCUGCUGCUGCUGCUGUCCUCCUAUCACCACAGUCAGGAAGUGUACCUGGGCCGACCCAGCCUCGACCAUCCCAUUGAGGCCGCUGAGAGGGUCAAAAGUAACGGAUUGGUUUCUGUGCAGUUCUGGUUUGCCACAGGGGGAGCAGGCUUCUGCAUCAGUCGUGGUCUGGCUUUGAAGAUGAGCCCUUGGGCCAGUUUAGGGACUUCAUCAGCACUGCAGAGAAAAUGCCGUUUGCCAGAUGACUGCACGAUUGGCAACAUCAUUGAGGCUUUGUUGGAGGUGAAGCUGACCCACACUCCACUGUUUCAUUCUCACCUGGAGAGAAACCUCCGAAGCUGCCUCUGGAAACCAGUCCUGGAGCAGGUGACCCUUAGCUAUGGAGGCUUUGAGAACAGAAGAAAUGUGGUCAGUGUUGUUGGAAGAUUUUCACUUUCAGAGGAUCCAACACGGUUUAAGACCAUUCACUGUCUGCUGUACCCAGAUACCGACUGGUGUCCAAAGGUCAAACUUGAACCAGGUCACUAAACGCCUCUUUGCACUGAACAUCCUUAAAACCAAAGAACAGUCUGUGUAUGGUGAUGCAGAAUCUUAUCCGGCUGAUAGUAUUAACUUGAAAAUACUCUUGGAAGUGCAAUAAGGUGUACUGUGUAGGCUGUUGCCAUCUGACUUGUCUCUGCUCAGCUGAGAAGGCUUCUGCCAUAAACACUUAUAUUUGUCAUGUUGAAGGUCCAACUCAUCUUUAUGCUCAUCUAUCGAUAUCACUUUGUUCAGUGAUAGGUUUUCCCCCAUGUUUGCGCUGUACAUCUGUGUGCUGUAAGGAGACGCCAACAAAACUCGUAAAAGAUGGCUCCCAAGAACAGAGGGGUUUCCUUAAGUGUUAUUAUCCUCAGUGUUGUGGAGAGAUGCUGCAAAUAUAAAUGUGGUUCACUGCUGGUCGGUGGAUUUGUUGAUUGACUGAUUUUACUUGUACUGUAUGAAAAUAAAGCUUUUA
Molecule: messenger RNA, 1958 nt
Organism: Periophthalmus magnuspinnatus
Lineage: Eukaryota; Metazoa; Chordata; Actinopteri; Gobiiformes; Gobiidae
Gene: rfng
Product: RFNG O-fucosylpeptide 3-beta-N-acetylglucosaminyltransferase
Biological process (GO): regulation of Notch signaling pathway
Cellular component (GO): membrane
Molecular function (GO): O-fucosylpeptide 3-beta-N-acetylglucosaminyltransferase activity
Source: RefSeq, a predicted model, not a curated record